Molecule: messenger RNA, 639 nt
Organism: Ilex paraguariensis (yerba mate)
Lineage: Eukaryota; Viridiplantae; Streptophyta; Magnoliopsida; Aquifoliales; Aquifoliaceae
Source: the annotation of a GenBank genome assembly
AUGGGUGUUGCUGAUGAAGCUGCCGUGGCACGGGGUCCGGGACAGCCCUUGGUUAUGGAGGAAAUCCGCGUUGAUACCCCUCAAAAAAUGGAGGUCCGAAUCAAGAUCCUCUUCACUUCAAUUUGCCAUACUGAUCUCAGUGCUUGGCAAGGCGAGAAUGAAGCUCAGCAAGUAUAUCCACGAAUUCUUGGCCACGAAGCUGUUGGGGUGGUUGAGAGCGUGGGAGAAGGGGUGGUGGACAUGAAAGAAGGCGAUCAUGUGGUUCCCAUAUUUAACGGAGAGUGCGGUGACUGUGCUUACUGCAAAUCCCAAAAAACUAAUCUCUGCGACAAGUUUCGUGUGAAUCCAUUCAAGAGCGUGAUGUUAAACGAUGGAAAGUGUAGGUUUUCAACCAAAGAAGGGGAACCCAUCUUCCAUUUCCUCAAUACUUCCACUUUCAGUGAGUACACCGUGCUUGACUCCGCCUGUGUCGUCAAGAUUGAUUCAAAAGCUCCACUCAAGAAUAUGACCUUGCUCAGUUGUGGCGUUUCCACUGGUCUUGGAGCUGCGUGGAAUACUGCCAACGUCCAAGCUGGGUCUACCGUGGCUGUUUUCGGUUUAGGUGCCGUGGGGCUUGCGGUAAGCUCUAUACUAGGCUAG